AUGUUCAAGAAGCAUUAUGAUUUUCAGCAAUUACAAACAGCUUGUUUUCCGCAUUUUCGCCGAUCGCUUACGUUCACAAUAUUGCUAUGGGUAAAUUCAACAGCUGUCUCUGGUGGUGGUACUAUUGUUCAUGUGUCUUCGGAUCAAAAUGGAAAUGGAACAAUAGUCGUCCAAACGGUACAAAAUAGUACUCUCACAGCAGCUUUUGCUGGAUCUAUACUAGCAACAAAUACAUGGACUCAUUUAGCGCUUGUUUUCAGUAGUCGAAAUGGGAUACGAUUUUAUGUUAAUGGAACGCUUAGUAAUGCACAACCUAACAUAGCGAAUAUUCUCGCAUUCUGGUCUUUCACUAGUUCACAACUGUAUAUUACACUUGGUAACUCACAAAUUACAGCAGCUACAGUCCCGUCUUGCGAAAAAGGUACACUACCGAUCGUUUCAGGAGCUAUCGACGAAUGUCGACUUUGUAUGACUGAACUGAACGGCGAAGAGAUUUGCACACUUGCAAAUCCGUAA
Messenger RNA from Rotaria socialis, 516 nucleotides. The record is from the annotation of a GenBank genome assembly. Lineage: Eukaryota; Metazoa; Rotifera; Eurotatoria; Philodinida; Philodinidae.